Molecule: messenger RNA, 1560 nt
Organism: Daldinia loculata
Lineage: Eukaryota; Fungi; Ascomycota; Sordariomycetes; Xylariales; Hypoxylaceae
Product: MFS general substrate transporter
Exons: 6
Coding region: 1-1560 (519 amino acids)
Biological process (GO): allantoate transport; dipeptide transport; transmembrane transport
Cellular component (GO): plasma membrane
Molecular function (GO): allantoate transmembrane transporter activity; dipeptide transmembrane transporter activity
Source: RefSeq, a predicted model, not a curated record
AUGGAUGAGAAGAAAUUAGCAGUCGAGGCUACCUCGAAUAACCCUGUGAGCGUUUCUAAUCCGACUCCUAUUCAGGCAGAAGGACAAUCAGUGGCGUCCUCUAGAGAUCUCGACGACGCAUACGAUCUCUAUCGAAGACAAGAUGCCGUCGGUCUCGAUCCUCAUGAAGCACGUCAGGUGCUACGAAAAAUCGACUGGCACAUUUUACCACUUCUGAUGGGAACUUAUCUACUUCAAUACCUUGACAAGUCAAGCGUCAACUUUGCAAGUGUUUUUGGAUUAAGGCAAGGGACGAAUCUGCAUGGCCAGGAUUACUCGUGGUCCUUAUCUAUAUUUUACUUCGGAUACUUGGUGGCGCAAUGGCCAGCUGGCUAUCUCCUGCAAAGGCUCCCAGCUGGGAAGUUCAUCGGUAGCAGCAUUCUAGUUUGGGGUAUGCUCACCAUUGUUACCCCAGCAUGCAAGAAUUUCGCCGGGAUAGCAGUGAACCGCUUCUUGCUCGGAUGCUUCGAGGCAGUAGUGAAUCCGGGCUUCGUGCUCGUCCUUUCAAUGUGGUGGAGACAGGAUGAACAGCCCAUGCGAUUGACGACUUACUACAGUAUGAACGGUAUCGCUGGGAUUUGUGGCGGUCUGCUUGGCUAUGCUGGUCUGCCUCCAUGGAUGUACAUCUUUCUUGUGUUCGGUUCUAUAAGCUUGGCUUGGGGCAUCAUCUUCCUAAUCUUCAUGCCUGAUAUUCCUUCGACGGCGCGGUUUCUGAACGAAAAGCAGAGAAUUAUCGCAGUUGAACGAGUAGCUAAGAACAGACAAGGAGUGAAGAACCACCAUUUCAAAACCUAUCAAAUGUGGCAGUGUCUCCUGGAUCCAAAGACGUGGAUUUUGUUUGUCAUGGCCAUCGCAGCGCAAAUUCCAAAUGCUGCCCAGUCAAGUUUCACAUCCAUAAUUCUAGAGACAUUUGGCUUUGAUGUGCUCCAGACGCAGUACUUGCAAAUACCGGGGAAUUUAGUACAAUUCUUUUCCCUUCUCCUAUCUGGUUGGGUCAGCUCUCGAUUUCCAAACAUGCGCUGCGCGGUCAUGUUAGUGGGUAACUUGAUCUGCGUCGGUUGUGGUGCAGCUCUUGUCGGAUUACCGGUUGGUCCUGAUGGCACACAGAAUAGAUGGGGACGGCUAGUUGCGCUCUGGCUGUGCUCAUUCCAAUCUGUAGGUUUUAGUUUGAGCUUGACGAUGGUGAGUAGCAACGUGGCCGGAUAUACCAAGAAACAGCUCACAGGAGCUUUCCUGUUCGUGGGCUAUUGUGUUGGGAACAUAAUAGGGCCGCAAACUUUUAUCGAAACAGAGGCACCGUUCUAUACCUCGGCGUACAUUGCGAUUCUCAUCGGCUAUUCUGUGAAGACGGUAAUGGUCGUCGUAUUGUACGUAUAUAUGUGGUCGGUAAACAGGAAACGGGAUCGUGAAGCUGCCCUAGAGGGCUCUGGACUUUCGGAGGAACAAGAGAAACAAGCGAUUGAACAAGGAAUGCAGGAUGUUACUGAGUUGGAUAACAAGGGCUUUAGAUACGUUCUAUAA